This is a messenger RNA of Anopheles aquasalis, 518 nucleotides long. RefSeq names its product Mediator complex subunit 22 (gene MED22). Gene Ontology annotation, molecular function: transcription coregulator activity. Lineage: Eukaryota; Metazoa; Arthropoda; Insecta; Diptera; Culicidae. Gene Ontology annotation, biological process: regulation of transcription by RNA polymerase II. Gene Ontology annotation, cellular component: mediator complex. The record is from RefSeq and is a predicted model, not a curated record.
ACGCUUUUCCCUUGAUCCGCCGUAAAGGACCGCUUUUCCCAAAAAUGCAACGGAACCUGACUCAGUCGAAAGAGGCCCUGCUGAAAUCGUACAACUCGCGGCUGAAGGAGGACAUACGGAGUAUGAGGGAGAACUUCGAGGAAAUCAUCCGACUGGCCAAGGGAGAGAACGAUACACAACUCUCGAAGAUCACGCAGUGCGAACAGGACACUUACGAAACGCAAGUCCGGGCGGCCAACAUCGUGCGAGCAGGCGAGUCUCUCAUGAAGCUCGUCUCGGACAUCAAACAGUAUCUUAUCCUGAACGACUUCCAUUCCGUUAACGAAGCGAUCUGCAGUAACUCGACGCUUUACCGGAACACUCAGAUCGACCGGGACCAUAAGCUGAUGGCCGUGCGCGAUGAUAUGGCGGCCGAUCUGUACGAUCUAGAGGAAGAGUACUACACGAGUAUAUACAAGUGAGCAGAGAAUGCAUUUAUUUCGUUUAAUAUAAGAUACACGUUCUCCAUCGCAAAGCGA